AUGAGAGUGGCAUUUGUUUUUGUUUUGUUCUUUGCUGCAGUUCUCUGCCGACCAGCAAGAAAAUUUUCUGACAGUUCUGCAGAGAGCUCUGAAGAAGUGGUCAGACGACCUGCACCUUCGCUUUUCAGGAAAAAGAUGGCCGAACUGACUCGACUUCGUGUGGCACCGUUCAGGAAUUUUUUCGCACCCUUUGCUGCUGGUUCAGAUGAGAGCACAGACAGUUCCAAUGAGGCAGCAGUCGAGAUUCCAUCUUUUGUCAACUUUGAGACUACAGAUGAUGCUGCAACAGAGACGCCCUCUGUCGACAACCAAGAUGAACCAAGUAAAGACAGCGAUGAUGAUGAUGAUGAUGAAGAAGAAGAUGAUUCGGAGGAAAAGGAAGACGAAGAAGACAGCUCAGAAUCUGGCGAAUCUUCCACUGUAGCUCCUGAAACAGUGACCCCAGUAAUUGUGACCGAUGAGCCCCAGUAUGAAACAACAGAGGAUGCCCUGUUGCCCACAAUUGUCACAGACACAGAUUCAGGCCGUGGUGACAGCAUGGGGGGAUACCCCAGUGAAUACAAGAGCUAUGUCUACGGGGGGGACAAGACCUACCAUAAGGCUCCUUCGUCUUACAAGUCCUAUGAAUACGUUGACAAGAAAUCGGGUUAUAACAUGCCCGUUAACAACGAGGUGGAGAAGUCACCAGAGGUGUACAAGAGUGAGCCUUACCAGAAGCAUUCUGAAAUAUUGGAAGAAGACACCAGCACACCUGAAAAUCAGGAAGUUCUGCCAGAGGAGGAGGAAAAUGCAGGCACAAACGAUAGUGGAAGCUCCGCAGAUGUAGACGAACAGGAAGAAGAAUCUGUGGAAGCUAAGGACACGCCUGGUGCAGCUGACAGCGAUUCAGAUGAGAGCGACAGCAUGGAGAGUGACUCAGAUGAGAAAGAGGUUGAGUCUGAAAACACCACUGACAUGCCUGUGGUCAUCACCGCCAAAUAA
Nerophis lumbriciformis (worm pipefish) is the source of this 981-nucleotide messenger RNA. NCBI's taxonomy places the organism in Eukaryota, Metazoa, Chordata, Actinopteri, Syngnathiformes, Syngnathidae. The record is from RefSeq and is a predicted model, not a curated record.